Molecule: messenger RNA, 4781 nt
Organism: Anopheles aquasalis
Lineage: Eukaryota; Metazoa; Arthropoda; Insecta; Diptera; Culicidae
Gene: Rab3-GAP
Product: Rab3 GTPase activating protein
Biological process (GO): regulation of GTPase activity
Source: RefSeq, a predicted model, not a curated record
GCUAGAAACCCAGCGGAACCAUCGGAAGGGCUCGAAUUAGAUUUUAAUUUCGUCAAAUGAUCUUCACAUUUAACCAUCGCAUAGUCGUGUGUAUCGUAGCUAGACGUUGCUAGGAAUUGCAGUAGGGUGGAGGAAGGACCACGGCCACAAUGUCCUGCGAAGUGAAGGUACUUUCCGUUAUCGAAGACCUGCGCGAGGUACAGGAACAGUUUGGGCUCAGCUCAGAUGAAAACUGGCUGAACUCGGUGAGCUACUCGCUCUCGCCAGCCGGAGACACGUUGGCACUCGGGCAUGGAUCGAUACUGUUGGUGCUGACCUCCCGCUGGGACCGCCAGCGACAGCUGAACGUGUACAGGACGGCCUGGAGGGGAGCGAUCGAUGAUGCUAGCUGUAACAUAACGAGCAUUCUCUGUACGCCGAUCGUUGGCCAGGGCCAGAGCUCGCAAACGAUGGUCGAUUUCAGUUACAUCAUCGUGGGUCUGGACAGUGGAUUGGUGCUGUUUUACGGUGAAACCGGGACACUCGUUCACUCGCAAAUAUUCCACCAGGAACCGAUACAGGCGCUCAAAGCGCAAAGUGGCAAGCAUAUCAACGAGGAGCUGUACGUAAUGUACGCCUCGUGUACCGUGAUCUUACAGGGAUCGCAGGUAUUUCCACUGCUGCGUAGUCUCCGGCAGCAGAUUAAUCGCUACGGAGCGGGCAGCCCCAAGGUGAACGAAGCUCAGGAAACGAUUGCAUGUCGCAAGUGGAGCUACGAGAAGGGUAUGACGAUCGUGGAUGCGGUCGUUGUGGGACCGCAAAAAAGCUGCACAUUCGAUCACCUACUAACGGCCAGUCUGGAGGGUGGCUUCUUCGCCAAGUAUCGCCACGCGGCACCGCAGAACUCGCUCAUCGUUGCUGCGGGCAGUAAACCGUACGUUGGGUUCCACUACGCAAAGGAAGGCUUCACGCAACCGCUGCUGGCUGACGUUGCUCGAGCGGUGGCCAGUAAAAUCAAAUCCGCCUUACCAUCUUGGCUUGGUGGUGGUGGUGGUGGAUCGUCAGCACAGCAGCAAGCCACUGCGGAACCACAGCUUCCUCCCUCGGAACCACUGAUUUGUCGCUUUGGGCUAUGCGAUCUUCAGCGGAAUGCAUUCGCUGUCUGGCUUGCACCGAACUAUCAGCUAGCGGCCGUUGCUGACAAUUUGGGGCGCAUCAUACUGGUCGACUGCCAGCGUGGUAUCGCACUGCGCAUCUGGAAAGGCUAUCGAGAUGCUCAGUGUGGGUUUGUGGAGGUACCAGAGAAGCUUCCGAAAGACUCCUCGACAGCAGCCGGAGGAUCCUCUCGUAAAUUGGACCGCCGGAGAGCGUUAUUCCUCGUGAUCUACGCUCCCAGACGUUCCGUACUGGAGGUGUGGUCCCUGCGUUCCGGUGGUGCUAAGGUGGCUGCCUUUAGUGCGGCCAAAAAUGGACAGCUGCUGUACAACACACACAGCCAGAUGGGAGUGACGAGUGGUGCAAGCAAGAUCAAGUAUUCCGGCCACGGUUGCACCUUUCUCGAUCCGUCUGACAAUAGCUUGAAGGAGAUCGUAAUACCGUUUCACUGUGCGCUGAGCGAUUCCAAGUCCAAAAUGGCCAAGGAUUUGCAUCUGCUGAAGCGCCUGAAGGUUUGCAUCAAAUCAGGCGACGGUAGCGAGGCGGAAGAGUUGGAUGAGCUGAGCGAUAUGUGCCGUUGCUUUGAGACUGACGAGAUCCGGUUGCAGUGCGUCGAGAUGUUGGCCAAACAACGGCGCAUAAGGCCACGGUUGUUUGCGGCAGCAGUGGACAUUUUCGCAGAGGCAUCACUAGAAGGGCCGACGGCUUCAUCGGUAGCGAGCACAACUACUGGCACGAUGACAACGGCUGAUAUGGAGUACGAGGAAGAGAUUGAAACUCGAUCCGAGUGUGUAUUGCUUAGCAAAAGCCCACUACGGAUUAUGUGCGAAAACUAUCAACGGUUGGUCAUGUUCUAUCUGUAUCUACACGGUGAUCUGCCUACGAUGGAGGGAGAGCAAACAGCGCAAGAAGAAACACAGGCGGAGUGUACCCAAGAAGGUCAACUAUCCGAGCAAGAGCUUACCGUGAUUGAACAACUGAUCGAGUUACUGCGGAUGAAUAACGCAACGAAGGAGAACAUUCAAAUUGCUGGUAACAGUACGGGCAGUACCGGCGUUGGUGCUGGUAGUACAGGAGGCCCUAAGGGCGUUAAGUUUGAAGAAAGUGUUGGUUCCGGUGUGCGCAACACGAGUUUUAUGGAGUACCUGUCCUCGUUCAACGUAACCAACGAUGAGCUUAUUCUGUUGCGUGAAGAGCAUGGCGCUAAUGCGUACGCUGGGCUAGGGAAGAUCAUCUUCGAAACGCUGUACCGAAAGAGCGAUGGGCGGAUUGCACGACUGAAUGGAUUCCUGUCAGCUGCCGAAGCAAGUGGAUUGAUGCCGGAAGAUUUAUUGCGAAUUUUCCUGGCCUAUUGGCUUCGACUCCCCUUCGCGUAUCAAGAUACGGCAGCCCUGAUGGACGAUCUCGAUCGUUUCAAUGCGGUGCUACACCAAAUCUGCCUGCUGGCACGUGAUAAAAUCAUCUUUGAUAACAACACCAUCUGCCUGUGGUGGCAAUCGGUUAGAGAGUAUCUGCUCGAAUCACCGUGUGCCUUGCGGGGUCUGCUCGCGGCCCUGAUGUGCCGCAAUGAAGCGCUGCGGCACGAGCAUCGUCGACGGAGCGUCGAGGAGGAGGUGAGCGAACGGUUCGAGGAGGUAACUCAGGAAGCAUGCCAGUGGACGCUGCUGAUCGACAAGCUCGAAGAUGUGGCAAUUCUGGGUACGAUUUUGGCCGAAGGUGUCCGCUGUCUCCAUCCUCGAUGGCCUACGUUGAAGUACCAUAAGCCAUCGGUUAGCUUGAAGGAGAUACUAACGGGAGGAAAGGGUAUCAUUGGUGAACUGGUUGCGAAGUGGAUCGCUUCGACCGGUAUCGAACCGGAUAUGCUCGUGAUAGAGGUACCACCAGAAGCAACUGAAACGGAUCCAAAACCAGCACCGGUGACCGAUAUGAAAGCUUCUCCGGACAAAGUGUUACCAACGCGAAGCGAUCGGCGCGAACGGAACCGUCAAUUGGCGUUAAUUAAGGCAAACCUUCUGCAAACGUCCGAGUAUGGUCCCGACGAGCGAGACGGUGAUGAGGGAACGAAGGAGCAGCUCGAUCCCGUGCUUUACAACUUAAACAUUCUGCGGUUACACUUUCCGUUCAGUCUCGAUUCCGGGCAGCUGCUGGCACAGCUUGCCUGGGAGUACAUUGGAGCGUGGAGUCGGAACAUGGCCAACAUAGCCUGCCUGAAAGCGGGCCUUGCGUGUCUGCAUGCGAUACCGCGUCUGCAGUAUUCCAUCAAGCACGGUCUGUGCUGUAUGGUAUGGAACGCGCACCUGAAAAUCCCGCUCGAGGCGACCAAAAAGCUCGUUAACAAAGUAGGCCGGUUGCCGAAGGAGAAGCUGUGUCUGCAGGACAUCGGUAUCAGCGAUGCGCUCGUGUCACAGUUUCUGGAGUGUUGCCUGGAGUUUUUCGAACACUUUGCCGGUAGCAUCGAUCAUGAUAAAUUAGAACCACGAUUUGAAGAAUUGCUACAAGAGGGACCAGUCCCUCUAACGGUGCUGGCAGUACAGCAAAACUCCGCCAAUAUGGCGCUUCUUCGGUUACACCAGGAGCUGACACUGGUGCUGCUGAUGCUUACAUCGUUCAAUGUGCGCUACGCUAGCAAACCGAUCCAGCAGCUGUUCGACGGUAUGGCCAAUCAAGCAUUUUUCGCCGAAAUCAAUCGACAGCUGAGCGCUAACAGUGCACUGCCCAAGGCGGACCAACUGCUGAGAAAGACUCGUCUCGAGUUUCUCUGCCGUACCGUUACCGCUACGAUGGAUUUAAUACACGAGGAGAUGCAGGUUGUCUACUACACGGAUCACAACGAUUGGAUGGAGAAAGUCGAGCGACUGGCCGGUGCAUGGGAACUAGAGUUUGGUGACAUCCGGAAACAUCAGAUAAUCGAACUAUAUGCUCAUGGCUGGGAUACGUACGCGCACGAGCUGCUGGAGAACGUAAUACCGGAUCAAACCUUCGCAAAUCUUCUGCUCACCAUUGCUGGCCGCCGGUUAGCACUGUACACCAAAGCGAACCCUAGCACGUGGGGACAGAUUGCUGCCGUCGGACCGCUCCUAACCGAUUAUCUCGAUACACUAGUUAGCAACGGUAACUACGGGCCUCCUUUGCGGUUCGCCGGACUGGAGGAGGAAACCCUGCAGACUGCGGAUGGCGCUGAGAUGUUUAUUGAAAAGAUAACCAAACUAACGGAGAAAGCCUUCAAUGCUCUCUCAGCGCUGGCGGUCAAUGCGAAAGGAACCUCAAAGGAACUACGUAUCGCUGGACUAAUAUUUGAUGCCUGUGCCACCAUUAAAGAUCACCAGCCUACGCACCAGUAGGUUGCGCGUAGGCGACUCCGUAACAAUCACUGCACUGCACGCGCUCACAAGUAAAUGAUUAUAUUUACUGAUUGUAAAUAAUUUUAAUUCAACCAUCGCAGCAUCCCUGGCAUAUCAUCUGCGAACUGAAAUUAUGUUGAUAUUGCUCAAGUCCUCCAUCGUUGGCGGCUGGCACUGCAAUUCCCAUUCUGGUUCCUCCUUUCCUCUCUAUCCCUUUAGCUAAGCUAUUAAGCGUCACUAAAGAAAUCGAAACGAAAACCAAACACGUUAUACAAAUGUUAAUAAUAAAAUACUUCGUUAACACAA